Messenger RNA from Amoebophrya sp. A25, 1617 nucleotides. NCBI's taxonomy places the organism in Eukaryota, Dinophyceae, Syndiniales, Amoebophryaceae. The record is from the annotation of a GenBank genome assembly.
AGCGGGAUGAUGUUGAGAGCAGCCAGCAUCAGCAUGCAGAUGUAGUUCGCUACCUGCACCGGGGUAUCAGUGACGACCCAGGUCACGUGAAAAGCUUCUUCUGGGUGAGUGACGGCAUGGCUCCGCCUGCUCAGCUUCAUGAGGAUGAAGAUGGGCAGCCACGUCCGCGUGGGAAGCAGGACCCCGGGUUCGUAAUGUUUGAUUCCUAUUUUCGAGUUGUAUCCUCAGGCUGGCACGAAAUCAAGAACAUCAGCGCGAUUCUUCUCAACACUGAACAAAGCCUGCUCGAGACUACCUCUACUGCAUCGGAAGCAGCUUCGACUCCUGCCUCUGUAUCCCAGCAACUCGAUGAUGCUCUCUAUCGAGCUUUUGGAGGUUCUACUGCAGCGUCUUCUUCUACUCCAGCGACUAGUAUCGGUGGUAUGAUGAAUUCCGAUGAUGUUGAUGGUGAAGGGCGAAGAAGUGGUAGCGCUACUCGACGCGGUUUCUUGACCCGUCUUUUCGCUGCUGCCAGAAUGCGUGCUUAUCUCAGAACUGACUCUGCGUCCGGAAGUCACAACUGCUCCAGGGGGUUGCCUGAGUCUCGCGCUGAAUCUCGCGGUGGUAGCUCGUGUGAAGAUAGAAACCCAAGUGAUACACUUUUAGACUGGUUUGCGUCUGGUGAUGGUUAUAACAUCUCGAGAAAGGCAGGCGGCGAGUCUGUCAUAGUGGAAAUCGAACUACUGGGAGCCCCCGGGACCAUCGCAGCAGAUCAGGCGCUCAUUAUUAUGUCGGCCGUUAUAAUGAAUGUUAGCUUAUUUUUUAGCUCUUUUUUCUUGGUACCUUCUCCUUUCCUUGUUUGGAAUUUAUUGGCAUUUGUUGGAGGUUCUGUGCUUUAUUUUCCCCGAUGGAUUUCGUUUUUAGAUUGUCUUCAUACAUAGGUGUAGUGGUGUGUCUUUCUUUAUUAUUAUUGCUUUGGAGUUGUCAGUUGUACUUGUAAUAAAUAUAAAUUUAAAGAUAUGUGGCAACCUUAAAGUAAGUAGUCCGAAAGUAAGUAAAGAGAAGCAAGCCGAUAUUCUCUUUACUUAUUUUAUAAUUAGUUACUUGAAGGCUGGCAUAAGAUAAUAACGAUAAUGGCUACAAUCUUACGUCAGUCAAUUCUAGUGCUGCCUGUCUCUUCUAAGACUCUUCGGUUGGAUCCAUUUGGAGGCGUGUCUGUGUGGAGGCGCUAGGUGCACUGUCAAGUAUUGUGAAUGGGAUUGAAGAACAAUUAGAAGAAGAAGAAGAAGAAGAAGAAGAAGAAGAAAGAAGCGGAGGAAGUAGGAGAAGAAGAAGAAGUAGUAGUAGAAGAAGAAGACGGAAAGGAAAAACAAAAAGAGACGAGUAGUAGCACUCUACCUAGACAACUCGCUCACACAGUAAAGAACCAAAUGCAGAAUCGGGAGACAGGGAUGGCAUGCUUGCCAGAAAUAGUGCUGUGAGCAAGAGAAGGAGAAAAGUAAUUGCAUAUAGAUCGGGAAGAUAUAAAUGGAACGUCAACUAGGUCGCCACACGACGAUGGAGCAUGGCUAACUCAAGCAGGCGUCUUGGUCAUAAUAAUUUAAUGAGUGUUGAAUCAAUGGGGAUCUGAUACUCCAU